AUGAAGACUGCGUCUUUCAUCACUGCCGUCUUGGCUGGCGUUGUGGUUGCCCACCCCGGGAUGAACAUGGACAGAAUCAUGGCAGAGGCUGCCAUCCAGGCUCGUCAAUCUGGCGGCGGCGGCUCGACCGAGGUGCUUGGGGAUCUUGCAAAGCUGUCGGACGGCAAGCUCUCUAAGACCGGUCGCGAAAUCAAGGCCAUCCUGACUCUCCAGUCAAGCGGUCAAGACCAGGCCUCUACCUACGAAGCACCCGGCGGCAAGAACUCGCCCGAAUGCAAAGCCGACAAGUGUUGUAUCUGGAAGUUCAUCGCCGACGACAUGGCCAAGCAGAUGGUGGGCAACGCCGGCCGCUGCAACGGCGUUGCCCGCGCCUCCGUUCGUCUCGGUUUCCACGACGCCGCCUCCUGGUCAAAGACGUCAGGCGGCACCGGUGCCGACGGAUCCAUCAUCCUCGCCAACGAGUGCCACACCCGCGACGACAACAAGGGCCUCGAGGAGAUCUGCGACACAAUGCAAGGCUGGCACAACAAGUACAAAAAGUACGGCGUCGGCAUGGCCGACAUGAUCCAGUUCGCCGCCAACGUCGCUACCGUGGUAUGCCCCCUCGGCCCCCGCGUCCGCACCUUCGUCGGCCGCAAGGACACCACCACGCCCUCCCCGAAGGGUCUGCUCCCGUUGCCCUCCCAGAAGUCCGAGGAGCUUUUCAAGAUGUUCGCCGAGAAGUCGUUCACCCCGGACGGCCUCGUCGCGCUCCUCGGCGCGCACACCACCUCCCAGCAGCGCUUCAUCGACCCCAGCAGGGCCGGCGCCCCGCAGGACACCACGCCCGGCGUGUGGGACGUCGCAUUCUACGGCCAGACCCUCAACCCGAGAACUCCGCCCGCCGUCUUCAAGAUCCCCAGCGACGUCAGCAUCUCCAAGGACCCCAAGACCAACCCUACCUGGAAGGCGUUCAGCGCCGGUCCCCGCGGCCAGAUGGCAUGGAACCAGGCCUACUCUUCUGAAUACGUCCGCAUGUCCCUCCUCGGCGUCAACAACAUGAACGACCUCACCGAGUGCACCAAGGUCCUGCCCCCCUUCAAGGGCGCCGACUUCCAGAUGCCCGACCAGACCGAGCUCGACAAGUUCAUGAACGGCCUGCUCAAGUCCCCCGACGUCGUUCAGGCCCUCGACAAGGGCGACAAGAUUCCCCCCACCGCACAAUAG
Messenger RNA from Colletotrichum karsti, 1206 nucleotides. RefSeq names its product peroxidase. Lineage: Eukaryota; Fungi; Ascomycota; Sordariomycetes; Glomerellales; Glomerellaceae. The transcript has 2 exons. Bases 1 to 1206 code for a protein of 401 amino acids. Gene Ontology annotation, biological process: response to reactive oxygen species; cellular response to oxidative stress; hydrogen peroxide catabolic process. Gene Ontology annotation, molecular function: heme binding; peroxidase activity. The record is from RefSeq and is a predicted model, not a curated record.